Punica granatum (pomegranate) is the source of this 1131-nucleotide messenger RNA. The record is from RefSeq and is a predicted model, not a curated record. Lineage: Eukaryota; Viridiplantae; Streptophyta; Magnoliopsida; Myrtales; Lythraceae.
AAAAAGAUUCAUUCUCGAUACAGCAAUCUUGAGUUUAUAUAAAUCAGAGGAUCAAACUCCAUGUUAUGUUCGUACCCAGCUGGACGACCGAUUCUGAACAGGAGGGGGAGUGGGAGAAGGUCAUGGCAGGUUUGUUCGACAAGCAAGCAGAAGUGUACGCCAAGGCGAGACCGACUUACCCUAGGGAGCUGUACGAGAAGCUAGCUGCUCUCACCCCUGGCCACACCUUGGCUUGGGAUGUCGGCACCGGCAAUGGCCAGGCAGCAAUCGGGGUAGCUCAACACUAUGAGCAGGUGAUCGCGACGGACGUGAGCGAGUCGCAGCUGAAGCAUGCGAUGCCACACCCACGAGUUCAAUACAUUCACACUCCCCUGUCCCUCUCCGACGAAGAACUAGUGACAACUUUAGGGGGCGAGAACUCAAUCGACUUGAUCACAGUGGCUACAGCUGCUCAUUGGUUCGACCUCCCGAUGUUCUACUCCCUCGUGGACCGGCUUCUGCGCAAGCCCGGAGGCCUAGUGGCUGUCUGGACCUACCAGGGGUUCGAAGUGAGCCCAACCUUCGAUCCAAUCCUAAAACGAUUCACCGACACGACUAUGCCUUAUUGGAAGCCGAAUGCUCAAUACGUGUUCGACCAGUACAGGACACUCCCAUUUCCUUUCGAGAGCGUGGGUCUGGGCUCUGAGGGGAGCCCGUAUAUGAUGGAGCUGCACAAGGAGAUCUCGUUCGAUGGGUUCAUGCAGUUACUGAAGUCGGUAUCUGCGGUCACCACAGCAAAAGAACAUGGCAUUGAUCUGUUGUCCGAGGAGGUCGUGAAGGAGUUCGAGCGGGCUUGGGGUGGACCCACGCUAGUGAGGUCCGUCAUGUGUAAGCUUUUUAUGCUAACAGGAAGAGCGAGGAUAUAAUGUAACUAUAUCGUGAUGGCAAGGAAGGGCCACGAGUUCCAUUGUGCUCCGAUGCUUCGAUAUCUAGUUGUACUCAGGAUCGGCUUUCUUAUACAGAGCUAUCUUAUUGAGUAUAACAGUGAUAUCAAUAUCUAUAUCUAUACUAUAUACAUAAAAAGCAGGCGAUGUUUGUCUAAUUUUUAUUAUUUCAAAAUGUUGAUGUCCUCUCGUGACUUUUCGUUGCAUC